Messenger RNA from Colletotrichum destructivum, 3027 nucleotides. RefSeq names its product Putative glucose-methanol-choline oxidoreductase, cellobiose dehydrogenase, cytochrome. Gene Ontology annotation, molecular function: oxidoreductase activity, acting on CH-OH group of donors; flavin adenine dinucleotide binding. The transcript has a single exon. The record is from RefSeq and is a predicted model, not a curated record. Lineage: Eukaryota; Fungi; Ascomycota; Sordariomycetes; Glomerellales; Glomerellaceae. The coding region runs from base 401 to 2806 and encodes 801 amino acids.
AUGGUCCAGGAAAGGAAGGAAGUAUUGCAUGUCCCCCCGAAUUGGUGGUCAGGAUAGAGAUAUAAUACUGGUAUCACCGCCAGCGAGCCUUGGACGGAAGAGCUUUUAUGUUCUGCUUCUCUUUCUUUCUCUUUGAACGUUGAGCUGCAUCUUUCUCUCUGCAUUCCUUCUUUUUCGAGUCGCCGCUAGUACGGUGUUUUCAUUCAUUUCUCACAACUUGGUCUGAACCCUAGAGGUUUACCGUUCAUUCUCUUUCCACCCCUGUUCUCUUCUCUUUGAACAGACUCACUCCCAAAGCCAUUCCUUACCAAACAAACAAACAAACAAACGAAACAAAACACGUCUCGAAACUUCCAGAAAAGAAAGCAUCGGAUUAAACAUCACAUCAAAUCAUCCAACCAUGCGCUCGUCAUUCUCAGCCGCUGCGGCAGCCCUUCUCGGGCUCGCCGGGUCGGCCGCCGCGCAGCUCCGGGCCACGGCUUACACGGACCCGCAGACCGGCAUCGACUUCCAACGGUACAAGCCCAACGCCUACCCCUACAGCUUCGGUAUCGCCGUGCCCGAGACCGUCGGCACCGACUUCAUCGGCCAGAUGGUCGUGCCCAUCUCGGACAAGGGCAACUGGGGUGCCGUCUCCCUCCGGGGAGGCAUGCUGAACGGCCUGCUCUUCGUCGCCUGGGCCGACGGCGAGACCAUCCGCACCAGCUUCCGCCUCGGCAGCGCCUACGCCAACCCGGACGUCUACACCGACACCGAGGUCAGCGCCGUGCCCAUCGCCAACGGCACCUUUGUCAACGCCACCCACUUCUCCUACACCUUCCUCUGCGAGAACUGCAUCAACGACAAGACGAGCCUGGCGGGCGAGUCCCCGAUCCUGGGCUGGGCCUUCUCCGACACGAGCCCCUCGCCCGCCUCGGACCCGGCCGCCGCCCUCAACUACCACUCAGCCGGCUUCGGCCAGUUCGGCCUCGACAUCGCCGGCGCCAAGUCGGCCAAGUUCGAGACCUGGUCCAAGUACGCCGAGGCCGUCGAGGCUGCCCCGGCUCCCGUCCCCGGCAACGGCACCACCACUCCGGUCCCGGGUAGCAACAGCACCAUCCCGACCCCCGUCGUCUCCAACACGACGUACGAUGUCAUUGUCGUCGGCGGUGGCCCCGCCGGCAUCAUCGCCGCCGAGCGCAUCGCCGAGAAGGGCGCCAGCGUCCUCCUCAUCGAGCGCGGCCCCGCCAACACGGUGCCCCUCGGCUCCAAGAUGGCUCUCCCCUGGAACGACACCCUCACCCCCUACGACAUCCCCGCCCUCGGCAGCUCCAUGACCAGCCUGUCCGGCACCUCGUUCUGCAGCGACACGGCCUCGACCGCCGGCUGCCUGCUCGGAGGCUCCAGCUCCAUCAACGGCCUCAACUUCAUCCACCCGCCCGAGCACGACUGGCAGCGCUGGCCCGCGGGCUGGGGCUGGACCGACGUCUCCGACGCCGCCGCGCGCCUGUACGAGCGCAACCCGGGCACCACGGAGCCUUCGGACGACGGCAAGUACUACGACGAUCUCACCUACCGGACGCUGUCCGGCCUCCUGGCCGGUAAGGGCUGGUCCGAGGUCGACUCGAUCGAGUCCCCCAACAAGAAGGACGCCGUCUUCUCGCGGCCCUCGUGGUCCAUCAAGGACAACCUCCGCGCCGGCCCCGCCCGCACCUACAUGCCCUUCGCCCAGCAGCUGCCCAACUUCACCCUCAAGCUUGAGACCAAGGUCGUCCAGGUCGUCCGCUCCGGCAGCAAGGUCACCGGCGUCCUCGUCCAGGCCGCCGACGGCAGCAGGCAGGUCAUCAAGAUCAACCAGGGCGGCAAGGUCGUGCUCGCCGCCGGCGCCAUGUCGUCGCCGCGCCUCCUCUGGAACUCGGGUAUCGGCCGCUCCGACGCCCUCGAGAUCGUCAAGUCCGGCGCCGCCUCCACCGGCGUCACGCUCCCGGACGAGGCCGACUGGAUCGACCUUCCCGUCGGCCACCACCUCCAGGACCACGCCCAGGUGAUGCUGCAGUUCAACUCCAAGGCCAACUUCACCGCCUACGGCUUCAACGCCAUCGCCUCGAGCCCCGUCCCCGCUGACCUCGACCUGUACAAGCAGGGCUCCGGCCCCAUCACCCAGGCCGCCCAGCGCAUGCACCUCUGGACCAGCGCCAAGGGCGCCGACGGCCGCACGCGCUACCUCCAGGGCACGGCGAGCGCCAUGGCCAGCGGCGUCGUCACCGUCCGCACGUUCCUGACCCACGGCACCUCGACCCUCGGCGAGCUCGGCAUCACCGCCGCCGGCAACACCGUCCUCAACACCAAGCCCUGGCUCAUCGACGCCGAGGACCGCAAGGCCAUGGCCGACUUUGUCCAGUUCUGGCUCGACCUCACCGCCGGCGCCAACUCCACCCUCAGCUACGUCACCCCCGGCGCCACCCCGGACGACAUCAUCGGCACCAAGAUGAUCAGCGGCGACCACUGGGUCGGCAGCGCCCGCAUGGGCGUCGACGACGGCCGCUCCGGCAACGGCACCGCCGUCGUCGACCUCGACACCCGCGUCUACGGCACCGACAACCUCUUCGUUGUCGACGCCUCCAUCCACCCGGACCUGCCCACCGGCAACACCCAGUCCAUCAUCAUGAUCACCGCCGAGCAUGCCGCCGAGAAGAUUGCCGCCUUCAAGGUCUCCGGCUCCGGCAACUCGACCGCCCCGGAGGCCAGCGACUGCGAGGGCGCCGCCGCCAAGAGGCGCUCCGCCCGCCGUUCCAUGCGCUUCAGGCGCAGAGCCCACCUGCACUAGGCUAUGUUACACCUUGAGUAGCAUGAUUUAGAGGGGGGAGAGCCCCUCAAAACGCUGAGUGGGUGUGAUCAUGACAGGUUUCGGUGAUGUUGGGACGGUUACGUGCCGUCCGCCGAGGCACUUCAGACGUACAUGUUUCGUUGUAGACUUGUGUAUAAAGCUUUUCUCCUUUUUGUAAAUAAACCAUUUCACAACACCCUGCUGCAGUUGUUGUCUUAUGC